AUGAGAAAAUCUUUGCUAAUAGCUGCCACCCUUUCCUUUGUUGGAAUUGUCUCUGCUAAUGUCUGUACCUUCAGUUGUAUUCAAGCCCAAUGCAGUUAAUACAAAGACAUUGAGACUGGCAAAUAGUGUGCCCUUGAAAAAUGCGGUUGCAAUGAAGAAAUGAUAUACUAAAUUAUUGGUGAUUACCAAGUAUGCAUGACUAAUGGAGUUGCUCAAUGCAAAACAUAGUUCACGCCAACUGAUGUUGGGUACUUUACCUGUAUAAGCGGUGUUGCUUAAAGCUGUAUGAAGACUGGAGUUGCUAACCUCAACUUGUACUCUGCUGACCUUCCAUGCUUUGACGGCACAGUUUCAGCUGAUGAGUGCGCUGACCUCUUUGCUGUUGCCCUCUUCGGAGAUGCAAAUCCAAGCGUUUUCAAAAUGACUCAAAACAGAGAACUCUUCAAGGUUCUCCUUGAAAAGAGAGCUGAUCCACUCUCUCUUGCUAGCUAUUAUAGCGGAGAUAAAUACACCGUCUAAUAUAAUCCUAAAACUAAAAGAUAUGAAACUAUUGUUGUGAAGACUAAUAAUUAUCCAACCUAUAAACCAAUAUAGCCAACCAAACCUUAAAAGAAAGUUAAUAAAGUCACUCAAGAAAUUGAUGACAUCCUUCAAAUGCUUGAUGUCAAAAUUAAAUUUAAUGAAACUGCUCUCCAAAACUUCCUAGAAGACUUCCAACAACUUCAAAUGGAGUAUGAGACUUUGAGAAAACAACAAAGAAUUGAAUCAAAGAAAUUCAUUCAAGACAAUUGCUGA
This is a messenger RNA of Stylonychia lemnae, 795 nucleotides long. The record is from the annotation of a GenBank genome assembly. Lineage: Eukaryota; Ciliophora; Spirotrichea; Sporadotrichida; Oxytrichidae.